Messenger RNA from Mya arenaria, 426 nucleotides. Its product is annotated as centromere protein J-like. Gene Ontology annotation, molecular function: tubulin binding. Gene Ontology annotation, biological process: cilium assembly; centriole elongation. Lineage: Eukaryota; Metazoa; Mollusca; Bivalvia; Myida; Myidae. The transcript is spliced from 4 exons. The record is from RefSeq and is a predicted model, not a curated record. Gene Ontology annotation, cellular component: nucleus; centrosome; centriole. Bases 1 to 426 code for a protein of 141 amino acids.
AUGGAAAAGAAUAGUCCCGAGUUGUCUGUUUACUACUAUGCUGAGAACAAAAGUACACACACGGCAUACCCUGAUGGGUUGGAAAUACUGCAAUUUUCUAAUGAGCAAACAGAGAAGCUGUACCCAGAUGGUACCAAGGAGAUCACAUUCCCUGACCAGACUGUCAAAUACAUCUUUCCAAAUGGCUCUGAGGAGAGUAUUUUCCCGGACGGCACAGUGAUACGACUGGAGAAGAAUGGGAAUAAAACUAUGGAGUUCCCGAAUGGGCAGCGGGAAAUACACACACAGGAGUACAAGAGUCGGGAAUACCCAGACGGCACAGUUAAGACAGUUUACCCGGACGGGCGCCAGGAAACGCGUUACUCUAAUGGGAGAUUAAGGGUGAAGGACAAUGAUGGCAAUAUCGUGGUGGACAGGCUGUGCUGA